UAUUUAUAUAUAUAUUUAUAUAUAUAUAUAAAACUAUAAUAAUACAUGUUGUAAAUACAAGAAUAGCUGAAGAGAGCUUUGCGUCACGCGCGAAUCCUCGUCAAACCGAGUCGAGAAGAUGUCAGAUGUAGGUUUGCUCGACGAUUCGCGAAAUGUGUUUUCUUCUGUGCCUGUAUACAAUUUUUAUUGCCCUCGCAUCGACUGGUCCGACGCUCGUGCAACUUGGUUUCCGUUCUUUUAUCUUUUUUCUUUUGAUACAACGUGUAUUAGCAACCGAGUUCUUGCGAUAAUUUACCAGAGGUGUCGACGUUUGGAAUCGCACACCCUUUACGACGACAAUGUCAAAUUGUAUUCGAAUUUUAUUUGAUACUUUCUGUAUUUAUAAUAUUUAUUACGUUUUUCUUUUUUUCUCUUUUUCGUACGUUGAUCUAAUAAAGUUUCGAGCGAUACUCUCGCAACAGCCGGUUUUGCAUCUCCGACGGCGAGGUUGCGCCGAACAUUUACUACUCUCGUGUAAAUUUAUGUACAAUAACCCAAUGAACGCAUUGAUCCCCUCACUUUUCUCGAGAUCUAGUAAAAAAAAAUGAGUACAGUUCAAGAUCUGUUGUCUGUUGUCCAUUACCCGUUUUACUCGAUGCGAUUGUAGCGGUACAUCGAAUCGGUGCCUUCCAAUCUCUUCAGCGACGCACACCACCGUUCGGUAUCCUCGAUUGCAAGUUCUCGUCUGUAAUGCGCUUAAAUAUUUUUCUAUCAUGUGUGCCGUGCAAUCUAAUUGUAAAGUUCGAGUCGUUCGUCAGGUAAGUCGCAUACAUGAUUUUAUACUAACACGGAUUCUACUGUUUCGUUAUUUCAAACAUAAACUAUUCUCGAUAUGUCAGACGACUGACACUUGUAAUAAAAUAUAAGACAAUAAACGUUCACGUGUUCUUUCUAUUUCCCGUCAAUCGAACAUUUUAAUACCGUUAAUUGUACGGGAUAAAAAAUAAUACUUCAACAAUUAUUCUAAUCCUAGCUAAUAAUAAUUAUGAACAGAAGGAUGCCGAUCGAUCAGUAUAUCGAAAUUAGUUUCGAUUGUUAUUUCAUUUUUAGUCGGCAUUUACCGUGACAACGACAACGUCAUUUCACCGAUACAAAGAGGAAAAUUCACAAGUAGACCAACCUUAAAAUUUCUAAAUUCACCGUGGAUUACCAAAUUCAAAAACGAUGCCUCGAAACUAAUAUUAAACUUCGCGAUACGUACUUAGUAGGGUAAGUAUCUUGUAUUAUCAUUAAAUUGAAAGAGAAAAGAAUUAUGUACGACCGCGUGGUCGCGUAGGGUCGUCAAAAAAUUCAGUGACAAAAAAAGAAAGAGAAAUAAAAAAUAAACGUGAAAAUAAUAAAAAUACAUUCACAAAAAAGAAUAUAAGAGAAGAAAUAUUUACAUUUGGGUCAAAAUAACCACGUUGUUCUAUAUAUUCUACGACAGUGGCACACCCCCUCAAAAAAUAUGGCGGCUGCGAAGAAAGUGGACAUCAAGGAAAACGCGGACAACGCCCCAGGAACAUCGGGCGAAGGCGAUGCCGCCCCCAAAAAGAAAUCUCCGCGAUUCACCUUUGGUAAAAGAUGGUAUCGAUUUCGCGUUCUAACCCCGAACUCUUCCAUUCUUCGCGGUUCGUACGCGAUGAACAGCCCGCACUUCAAGUACAGAAGUCGCGGCCGUCAAGCCGCCCCGGCGUCGGUGGUGGCCAUCACUUACGGUCGGCUGUUCGAGCCGAAAGAGUGGACGAAGGAGUACGUGGACCAGGUAUUGGAGUACGCCGACAAAGUGUACCGUACCAGCGCGAUGAGGAAUCACGUGAAGGACAACGAGUACAUGAAGACCAACUUGAUCCAUCCAGAGUUCUACAUCGCGAAUUACAAGGUCCUGGUGUGCGCCGAGGAGACAGGGAUCUAUGGGAACCUCUUCAGCGAAACCGUAGGCUGUCCAGAUUUUGCUGAUGGAUUGCAAAAGUUUUUCCAAAGCAACGACGCGGGCGUGAUCACCGCUCAGGCCACGUCGAUGGCCAUGUGGCGUCACCCAGACGUUGGUUUCCUGUACUUUGAUCCGGCACCAUGCGACGAAGAAGGUGUUCGUCACCCAGAAGGCACGGCCUGCCUCAUGAGGUUCAAAUGCAUGAACGAUCUACGCGACCACUUUCUGAAGAGCAUGGAUAAACGCUACGACUCGAGGUACUGCAUCGACAAGGUGACCGUUCUUCGUGUGAGCGAAGUAGGUCGAGGAUACGUCGACCGUAUCCCCAGCAGCGGUCGCCUGACAGUCGACAAGAGCGUUCUCCGCGCCAUAAAUCCGGUAGACAUAGACGAAAAUCAAUUAGACUGCACGAAACCGGUGCCGAAGAAGGACAAAGCGAAGGCCGUCACCACCGCGAAAAUCCACAAGGAGCCGUUGUCCAUCACCAUUUCCAACUUCAGUAUCGACAAACGUUUCGCCACCGAUCCGUUGGUGAACCAGGACGAGUUCGACACCGGUUACACGUACGAAAAUAUGCACGUGAACGUGCCGUCGACGUUCAGAGAACUGCCUGGGAACAUGGCGAUUCUUCACGGGUUGACUCACGAAGGGAGCGACGUGUACAAGGGCAAGGGCCUGCAGAACGUGGCGAACUGCGUGAUGGCUAUCGCCAUGACGAGGGUUCAUCCAGUGAAAACGUGGCUCCGACCAAAGUUGGACGAGAUAUUGACCUUGGGAGACAAUCUGUACGCGGACGUGAAGGCGGAGAAGCCAUCGAUGAGGACCAUGACCGCGUCCGAUUUAUACGACGUGAGGAUUCAAGUGGAAAAUAGAAAGUUCGUGAUCGACGUGGACCUCAUCACUGUCACCGGCACGGUCUCCUCGAAGAUCCCAACGGUGCUGAACUUGAAGCAAGGCUUGGAGGAGUUCUUUCUAGUGAACACCGAGGGUGUGAUCGAGUCCUCGUCGAUGUCCGUGGCGAUCUGGAAGAAGGACGAUUGUUACUACAUGUUCGAUCCUCGUCAAUGCGACACCGUGGGUGUUAGAAUUCGCGAGGAGAAGGGCGGAAAGGGUACCAAAGGGAACGACGUGGAGUUGAAGGGGAACUGCUGCGUGAUAAGGUUCCCAACGACCGAGGCGCUAGCUACUCUGUUCUGGAAGAACCUGGAACACUCGAAGAAGAACGACCGUUUCACCGUCAGACACAUCACCAUCUUGGACGACGUUCCUGGGACCAGGCCGUGGCACGACUUUCAGCCUGGAACGCCAGGCGAGACUUGGGUUCUGCAAGGAACCACGUCUAACGAGGACGAAGAGUUCGAAGAUGAGAGUCGAGGCAAUCAAGGACUCGCCAUGCCGGUAGUGGCUCUUAUCAGCGCCAAAGAGACGCCGCCGAGUAAGUGGACUAACGAGACGGUCGAUACCGUGAUACGCGAAGGAGACGCGUAUUACAACUGGUGCAAUCCCGUCACGGACGUCGAGGAAGAGGGUGGGACGUAUUUCUUCGUUCCUAACUUGAAGAAGAACCUGUACUUCAAGAACAGGAAGGUGAGGAUCGACGUGGAGGAGGGAACGAUCGUCGGAAAUUUAACCGCGCCACCCGGAAGCGACGUUCCACGCAUGGAGGCCGCUCUGAAGCAAUAUUUCGAGGAUCAUCAGUACGGUAUCGUCGACGUGAAGAACAUGAGCGUGGCCGUGUGGAAGGUGAUGGAGGACGUGAAGGUAAAGGACGAAGUGGUCCAGCAGCCCGUUUACUACUGCUUCGAUCCCAAUCCGCGGAACAAUCUGGGUCUGUGGGAAGCGAUGGACGAAGAAAACAGCGCGGCCUGCGUGAUAAGGACCCUGGAUCUAUCCGUCUUAGCGAAGGUGAUCGAGACGAACGCUGGACAAGACCAGGAGACCAGCGAUGAGUUCUCUAUCCACGACAUGAAGAACAUACAAAUCGGCUCGGAGAUGACGGACGAGGAGAUCGAGGAGGACAAACUGAUCCCCGUGAAGCCGGACCUGCACAAUUACGUAAACAUGGGCGACACAGGGGCCAUCUUAUUAGGCAGCUUCAAUCAGGGUAACGAGGCAAUGUUCAAACGUCACACCAGAGACAAGCAGCAGGCGGCCAGCGCGUUGGCCGCUCUGGCGAUGACGAAACUGUACAAUCCUCACCUCUGGUACAGAGAAGUGGUCGACGACGUGCUGAAGCUGGGCGACAAGAUCGCCGCGGAGAACCUGGAGAAUCUUCCAGAAGAGGAAGUAGAGGACGAGAUUCCGAGGAAUUACCUUCUUCCCAGCGAAAUCGCCGAGGACUUCGCCGUGGGAGUGAAUCGAAUGUCAGUCGCGCUGGAGGAGGAGUCUAAUACCGGCAGAAUGACGGAAUUAGAGACGCAGUUGGAGAACUUCUUCGAGACGAACUUGAUGGGGAUAUUCAGACAGGACAGCGUGAUGAUGCCGAUCUGGAGAGAAGCGGAUGUUUACUUCACGAUGGACCCUAGGGGAAGGGACACUCGAGGCGAGCCUCGGGAAAAAGAUGGCACGGCUUGCGUGAUGUGGUUCACCGAUAUUCCGUCGUUGGUCACCGCGAUUCAAGCGGUAGCGACCGGAGACGAGUUCGUUAUCGAUACAGUCACCGUGGACAACGUCUACGAGACGCGAGUAGCCGAAGAGGAGCGUCCGGCGCAACUAGCCUCGGGAGAGAAUCCCUGGUAUCACUUCCCCAAGAUAACGGAAGGCGUUUGGAGUAUCGACGGCACGCUCAGGAUGGACGACGAGAGGUUUCAGGAGGCGAAUCGUAAUCAACAAACCGCGGCCAUUGCGGUAGUGGCCCUCGUCUUCGCGAAAGUCUACGAACCACGCUAUUGGACGCCGACCGUGCUCGAUGAAGUGAUAGUCACGGGUGAUAAGCUGCACACGAAAUGCGUGGAGAGACUCGGGGAAGGUUCCGUACCGAAGAUAAACGAGAUCAUGACGGAGUUCUUCCUCUCGACGCGUCGAAUUAAUCUAACGGUCAAGGACUGCGUCGAGGCGGGUAGCUUGACCGCGAGGCCGCCCAAGGUUCAAGGUCUGCAGGAAGGCAUCGAUAAAUUCUUCGCUCGACACAGCUCAGGCGCGCUGACUUUAAGCGGUAACAAGAACAUCCCUAUUUGUAGGCUGGAUAAUUUUUACUACGUCCUGAUUCCCGACUGGGUCACCGCUAAGGACGAGACUUCGACUGUCGCGCCCAAAUUCCUGCGCUUGAUCAACACAGAAAUCUUGGUGGGAUACCUUCUGGACUAUCUCGGAUCGGAAGGCGAUUACGAAUUGAUCGCGAUCGACGUGGUCAAUUGGAAUAAAUUCCCUCCGUGGAAGUUCGAUCCGAGCCCCGCUGUUCGUCCCUCGAACCUGCCGCCCUUGAAUGCUUAUAGAAGAGUCCAGGGCGAGGCUCGAGCGAUCCUUCGCGGCAGCUACCACCAGGGAGACGAGAUCUUUCCUGAAUCCCUUCGGAACAAGCAGAACGCUGCCAACUGCGUGGUCGCUCUCGGUAUGUCCGUAGUAAAGAACCCUAUCACCUGGACGAAGAGGACCAUGGACGAGAUCCUGGCGAUCGGGACGAACGUCCACAGGCUGACGCAGAAAGCUAAACCGACCAUAGUGAGGAUCAAGCCGAAGGACAUUAUCAGAGUGUUCUACGUGGGGGUGAAUAUCUUGACUGCUGAUAUAGAAGCUAGCACCGUUUCCGGGAUAGUCGCUAUCCCGCCACCUCAGCCGGAGGAUAAGAAGAAGAAAAGAGCAAGAGGUAAACAGAGGAGAGCCAGAACCUCCAGAAGAGGUAAAAAGACGAGGGGACCGCAGAGGGUUCGACCACCGCCUCCUCCGCCGAUUCUACUGGAGAAAGGCGUUCCCAAGUUCUUCGAGAAUAAUCGAGCAGGAGUGUUGGUCACUGAUCGCGGUGCUGUGGCCAUCUGGAAGGACAUGGGCGUCUAUUUCAUGUACGAUCCGCGGGCUUUGAGCGAUCAGGGUCUGCCAGACUUCUAUGGCACCUCGUGCGUGAUGUGGUUCGCUUGCAUAGAACCCCUGUACGAAACUCUCUUCGCCAACAUCGACGAGCAAGAGAAAUACGGACGUUAUCAGAUAUGCAGGGUCAUCAUCAAGACCGCGAUGAUCGAGCCUCUGCCCUGUCCCGCAGGAUUCAGGCCCUAUUUCGACUGCACGUCUCCACCGAUUCCUGUUGUUCGCAUGAGGAGAAACACUACGUUGGACGUGGAGACGGUCACGGAGUACAACUUCGUGGACGAAGAGCUGAGCGUUUUGCGAGGCAGCCUGCACAUGAACCAUCGUAUCUGGAGCACCACCAGCAGAGGCUACCAAAGUACUGCAAUAGCCGCUGUAGCCAUCGUCGUGGGUCUCCUUCACGUCCCUUCGACCUGGACGCCCGAAUUGAUCGAUGCUAUAUUGAAAUACGGUGAUCUAUUGCACUCCGACAGCGUCCGCGCCGCUCGUCCUGGAUCCAGGAACCUCUCGCCCAGCGAACUCCUCACGGUCUUCAUCGUAGGCGAUUUUCGCGCUACUAUACAUAUUCAUAAUCACACCACGGCAGGAUUGCUCCACACGUUCGAUUUGGCGGACUCCCUGGCGUUGUUCUUUCGAUCCAAUUGCGCGGGGAUCCUUCACACGACCAACGUAGCUGUCGCCGUGAUGCAGCAUUACGGCAAGUUCUAUUUGUUCGAUCCCUGCGCGAGAAACGAUCAGGGCAGGCCUAGCUUCGACGGUGCCGCGUGCGUGAUGAAGUGCGAGAGCAUCAUGAAAAUGGCCAAGGUCUUCGUGACAAAUUGCAAUCUUAAAACGCCGAACGUUUACACUCUGAACGCGGUGAACGUGCUGAGCCUCUUUUUCUUCUCUGACGCCAAGACUGGCUGCCCGCCAAAGUGCGAGCAGUAACACACGAAAUUGUUCUCUAUACUAUUUUAUUUAUUAACGAAAGCGAGAAUUGCCUCGUAGAUUAUUUACGAUAGAUCGUUACAUCCGAUAUAUAUGUAACUUA
Messenger RNA from Hylaeus anthracinus, 7001 nucleotides. RefSeq lists its product as uncharacterized. The record is from RefSeq and is a predicted model, not a curated record. The transcript has a single exon. Bases 1487 to 6898 code for a protein of 1803 amino acids. Lineage: Eukaryota; Metazoa; Arthropoda; Insecta; Hymenoptera; Colletidae.